Onthophagus taurus is the source of this 1526-nucleotide messenger RNA. Its product is annotated as WD repeat-containing protein 91. Gene Ontology annotation, biological process: early endosome to late endosome transport; negative regulation of phosphatidylinositol 3-kinase/protein kinase B signal transduction. NCBI's taxonomy places the organism in Eukaryota, Metazoa, Arthropoda, Insecta, Coleoptera, Scarabaeidae. Gene Ontology annotation, molecular function: phosphatidylinositol 3-kinase inhibitor activity. Gene Ontology annotation, cellular component: late endosome membrane; early endosome membrane. The record is from RefSeq and is a predicted model, not a curated record.
GGCAGUAUUGAUUUUUGACGUUUUACUGUCAGAUUAAAGUAAAUUAUUUUUUAGGUUACAUCAAAACAAAUUCGAUUAUAAAGGAAUUUUUCGAAAAAGAAUGGCUCAUGUACAAUAUAUGGAUGAAUUAAUUAAGGAAUAUCUACUCUAUAGAGGUUUUACGGCGACUGUUAAAGCUUUUGAUAAUGAUUUAAAGGCUGAUAAAGAAAAGGGGUUCCGUGUGGAUAAAAUAACAGAUCAUAUUGUUCAUUUAAUUAAUAAUUAUGAUUUGAAUUCGCUGAGGGAUUUGUGGGUGCAUUUAGAUAAUCAUAUGUUCUCAAAAUUGGAGAGCAAUUUCAUCCCAGGCGUUAAGAAACUGGAAAACGCUGUUCUUAAAAUGUAUUUAGUAAAUACCAUUGUUAAUAAUAAACCAGAAAAGGUUACAGAGUUCUUUAGCAAGAUGACUAGUGAAUUACAAAGUCGAGAAGAAUGGAAAGAAUGGUUUGUGUUGCCAUAUAUAAAAAAUCCUGAGGAAAAUCCAACAUUUUCACUUUAUUUUACUAAACAUUGGCAAGAUAUUUUAUUGGUGUCUUUACAUAACUUUUUAGCUUCCGUUUUUCAAUAUAUGCCAACACCGACUUUAAUGAGUUUCGAAGAAGACGCAAAUAAAAUAAAUAAAUUAGAAGCUAAAAACGAUUCAUUAAAAAAAACUUUAGCUCUUUUAAUUGAUAAAGGCCCCGAAGCUGUCGCUCCGUGUCAAGUUGCUCCACCAUCCCACGAUAUUUACGAUGAUUUUUAUACAAUAGCACAAGAAAACAAUGCGGUUGAAAAUCAAGCGAAAAGUUUAAAGAAUUUGAUACGAAAUAUAAGUAGCGGAUCUAGCCCCAUUUUGGGGAGAAAAGAUGUUCAUGGCGGGAAAAAGCGAUUAGGAUCGAUCUCGGGAAAAAGUGGUAAAAGUCAAACUUCGCAAUUUGAAACAUAAAAUAUACAUAUUUAUUUACGAAAAAUACUUUUUUAAUAUUCAUAAUAGUAAAUAGGAAGAACUAAAAUGUAUUUACAUAAAAAAUUAUCUUAAAAUUGGCCAAGAAUUAAUAAAAUUGCACCGUAAUUAAAAUUAACAACAAGAAAUUGGCAUAGGUUUUAAUCGAAUUUAAUUUUUGCCUUCAUUUUUAAUGUUUUAAAUCAAAUAUUUCAAUGAGCAACGGUUCAACUUCAGAAGGAUUUACAUUUAAAUAACAACUAACAACCUCUUCAUUUAAUUUAUGAAGUUCAGAUAUUUUUUGUAUUAGUUUCAAAAACGUCGAUUUUGCUUCACAACCCGGAAAUGUACUUUCUAGAUAUCUUCUUAAAAGGUAAUAAUAGGAAUUCUGUAAUCAAAUAAAAAUCAUAUUAGUGUAUAAAUUAGAAAAUGUAUUUAUCAGUAACAUAUUCGGUUCAAUCUAACAUACAUUGAACCUCCUUGAAAUACACCUGUUCAAAUUAACGAUAAAAGAUAAUUUUUUAUAUCUACAAAUUUUUAUUUAUUAAAUUACCACUUGUUUUUACAA